This is a messenger RNA of Dujonia railenensis, 3468 nucleotides long. The record is from the annotation of a GenBank genome assembly. NCBI's taxonomy places the organism in Eukaryota, Fungi, Ascomycota, Pichiomycetes, Serinales, Debaryomycetaceae.
AUGGCACGUUUUAAAUUUGGUAAAAAGAAAAGGGACGGAUCCGAAGGAUCAGUGAAAUCUUCAAUUGAUUUCCCUAGACGUAGUUACAGUACAGGCGGCGGACAAAUUGAUAGCCCGCAACCGUACGUUUCCUCACCCGUGCAACAACACCAACCGGAAUACCAGCAACAAGGAUCACCUCAGAUUCCUACAUUUAGCAAGACAGAUGUUGAUGCAGAACAACAGCAACAACAACAACAAGAUGUCGGUAUCGUAGGAAGUACCUAUGUCACCCCCAACCCACAGUUUGACUCUACUUUGGACCCUAAGCUCACUAAGGGACUCGGCGCUAGUGCUGAGAGUAAUAGCUCUAAAUUAUCCCCCUGGAAAAGACAUAAACUUUUCAAUUCUCCCUUCCCUAGGUACAGACAUGCUGCCCUGACUUUCUCGUCUGACAAGAACGAAAUCUUCCUUAUGGGUGGGUUGAAGGAGGGAUCGGUCUUUGGUGAUACCUGGAAGAUUACCCCUGAAUUGGAUGAGAAUAAGAAUUUAUCCUUCACCACCAAAAACGUGGAAAUCGUCAACAAUACCAACCCCCCAGCAAGAGUGGGUCACUCGUCGGUAUUGUGCGGUAACGCAUUCAUUAUUUACGGUGGUGACACUGUGGACACAGAUUUCAAUGGUUUCCCAGAUAAUAACUUCUAUUUAUUUAAUAUCAACAACAAUAAGUAUACUGUACCACUGCAUAUCUUGAACAAGCCACAUGGAAGAUAUGGACAUACCAUUGGCGUUAUUGCCUUGAAUAACUCCAGCUCAAGGUUGUACUUGUUUGGUGGACAGUUGGAGAAUGACGUUUUCAAUGACUUGUACUAUUUUGAAUUGAACACCUUUAAGCUGCCUAAGGCACGUUGGGAAACAAUUGAGCCCUUAAACAACUUCAAACCACCUCCAUUGACUAACCACUCCAUGUGCGUUCACAAGAAUAGAAUCUAUGUGUUUGGUGGUGUAUAUAACAAUGAAAAAGUUUCCAAUGAUUUGUGGUGUUUUGACGCCAUUAUCAACAAAUGGACUCAAGUUACCACUACUGGUGCCAUUCCAUUACCAGUUAACGAGCAAUCCGCUUGUUUGGUGAACGAUAAGAUGUACAUAUAUGGUGGUAACGAUUUCUCGGGUACAAUAUAUGAUACCUUUUAUGUAUUGGACUUGCACACCUUAGUUUGGCUGAAAUUAAUAGAUAACGAUGACAUUUCGUUUUCCAGCCCUGGUCCAAGAUGUGGGCAUUCCAUGACUUACUUGCAAAGUUUCAAAAAAUUGAUUAUAAUGGGUGGUGAUAAGAAUGAUUACAUCGAUAGCAACCCAAAUAAUUUUGAUACCUACGAAGAUUUCAAUGGUCAAGAAAUUGGCACUAUGAUAUACGAAUUGGAUUUAUUAACGUUGGAUAGCUUCUUAAGUGAUAAGCCAACCAAGGGUAAAAUCAAUGUAUUAAAGAAACCUUCUCCAAAGAAGGAUCUUGCUGCUCCUCCUGCUACUAACGAUGUAAAUGGAAGUUCCACAUUAAUUGAACAACAGCAGUAUCAGACUGUUACUAAUGGACACGAACGUGAGGGUCACCAUAUGAGAAGCUUUUCUACGGGACCCGAGGACUUCAGGACUCCCAAUGCUUCACCAUCUAGAACCAAGGGUACUCACGCAGCACUUGAAACGACAGCAGCCCUUGCAGCUGGAGGAGCUGGACUCGGUGCGCUUGGAUCUACUGCAGUUGGAGCUGAAACAUAUCUUAAUCAUACUAAUGAAGAUAAAUUUGUUGACUUUGACAAUGAAACACAAGAUAGCAAACCAAGUACUAUUCUUCCAGCUCCAUCCUUUGGAGAUGAAAAGCAUGAAAAGAAAGUUUCUAACAACCAAACAUUCCAUAAUGGACAUGCCUCCUUUUUGGAGAAUUAUCAAUACGUUGACAGUGAAGAAAGAAUACGCGGUGUAGAAAGUGAUAAUAGAGCUCACGAAAUUGAGGAAAUUGACCAAAGUGAAAGUGAUCUGAACACUGUACCUGUCAGACAGAUAUCUAUUACUAACUCUGGAAGACGCCGUGCUGGUUCUAGAAGUGGAAAUAAUGGUAGCAGCAGUGGAGUUGAAUCUUCUGAAGUCAAAAAGUUAGUUAACGAAUUAACCGCCGAAUUGACCAAUUUAAAGAAUUCCACCACAGAGCAAAUUAAUGAAGCAUCGUUGAAGAUCGAUUCAUUAGAGAGAGAAAACUCACAAUUGAGAUCUUCAAACGAAAAAUAUCUGAAUUUUGAUGAUGAGAUCAAGAAAUACGAGGCUCAAGUUCAAGAAAGAGAUUCAGUAAUUGCAAGUUUGAAAACUGAAAUUGGGGGAGGUGGCGAACAAGAAGAAGGCGUGGUAACUUCAAAAUCAAUUUCAGAGUUAAACCAACAUAAGCUAGACAAAUUAGAGUUGAAUAAUAAAUUGGUUUAUUUGGAGAAAGAGAAUACAGCUUUAAAUGACAAAUUGGUUAAGUUUGAACCAUUUAUGAAUAAUCAAAUAACCGAUUUGUCCAAUUUCCAAAAACUCAUUAAGGUUCAAGAAGAAAAGAUUGCAAAUUUGUCUAAUCAAGUUAGAGAUCAGCAAGAUUUACAAAAAGAUGUUCUUGAAUGGAAACAUAAAUUUGAAUCUUUAGAAAUUGAAUAUAACAACUACAGAACUAUUAACGCAGAAGAUGAAAUUGAAGUCUCGGAUGAUGAGGCUGAUGCUGACAUCUUGGAACCUCCACAUGGAGGUGCUGAUUCGUCUACUGCUAGAAGUAUUAUGAGCUCUGCCACUGGAAGAAGAUCUAAGAAGGACAUUUCAUCUCAUUUGGAGAAUUUGGUAAACUUAUGGAGCAGGGGCCCUAGUGGAGGCUCAUCUCUUGACCCUAAUGCAUCUAGAGCCUUGGAUCCAAAUGCUUCUGUUUCUACUGAAAAAGAAAUUGACCCUAUUGUUAACAAGUUGCAAAACCAAGUUAAUGAGUUAUUAACCAUCUCCAAGGAACAACAAGCCGGAUCAGCUUCUGAAAUCAAUGAUUUGAGACUGGAAUUGACUGCUAAAUUACAAGCUUUGAAGACUUUCGAAAACAACUACCGUGAUGCUUUACAAUCAGUCAACAACACCAGUAGAGCCUUGGAUUCUACUAAUGUUGAACUAGACAAGCAGAAGGAACUUACCAAGAAGUUAGUCAAGGAAAACGAAGAGUUGAAAUUGUACCAAAAAGCAUCCAAGAGAGUUAGCUCAAGAAAUACCACACCAAUUUCUACGAUUCAAGAAGAUCAAGAAACUGAUGAUAUUGAGAAGAGCGAAGUUCAUGAUGAAGAUUUCAACAGUGCUCAUUACAACAUGAAGAUUCAAGACUUGCAAGCAGACUUGUUCAUCAUGAAACAAGAAAGAGAUCAACUCAAAGAUGAUGUAAAUGCAUUGAAAAAGCAAUUGUAUCUUGCAUCGCAAAGAGAAAGGUCUUGA